AUGGAAAGAGUUGGUGGGAUUUCUGGAUGGGUUUAUAACAACAGCGAAGAGUCGGAUUUGAUACAAAACAUAGUCAAAAGGAUUCUGGCUGAACUGACCAAUUCCCCUGUGGUUGUGGCUUCUUACGUUGUGGGACUUGAUUUUCGUCUGGAAGAAUUAGUGGAAUUGUUAGACGUCAGGCAAAAUGGCCUGCAAGUUCUGGGUUUGCGCGGACUGGGUGGAAUUGGUAAGACAACUCUUGCCAAGGCUCUCUACAAUAAACUUGCUAGACACUUUCAAUGCCGCAGCUUCCUUUCCAGUGUUAGAGAAAAUUUUAAAAGUCGGCAAAAUGGUCCUGAAUUCCUUCAGAAAAAGAUUGUUGGUGAUCUUUCUUCACACAAGGUGCCUCCUACUUUCUCUGAUGCCAAAUCUUAUGUGCUAGAAAUGAAGAGGAUACUGAAACAAAACCGAGUUCUUCUAGUUUUAGAUGACAUUGAUGAUGCAGGACAACUUAAAGAACUAGCUGGCUCGAGAGAAUGGUACUCUGAAGGAAGCCGGAUAGUAAUUACUACUAGAGAUGCGGCAGUUUUGCCAACUGAUUUUGUGGAUAAGAUUUAUGAAGUGAAAUCUUUGGGAAAGUCUGAGUCACUAAAACUUUUUAGUCACCAUGCAUUUAGAAGAGAGAAUCCCACAGGAGCUUUCCUUAAUUUGUCCAAAGAAAUUGUCUCCUGUACCGGUGGACUACCGUUGGCACUAGAAGUCUUUGGUUCUCUUUUAUACGGUAAGAGAAUAGUAGAGGAAUGGCAAGAUGCUUUGGAAAAGCUGAAACAGAUCCGUGGGCCUGAACUUCAGGGUGCCUUGAAGAUAAGUUAUGAUGCCCUUGAUGUUCAAGAGCGGUCAAUAUUUCUUGACAUUGCAUGCUUGUUUCUGAAUUUGGAAAUGAACAGAGAGGAUGUAAUUGAUGCGCUGAGAGGCUCUUAUUUUGGAGUAGAGACUGCGGUUACUACUCUUGUUUCAAGAUCCCUUAUAAAAUUUAUCGAUUCUGAGCAGUUAUGGAUGCAUGACCAGAUUCGAGACAUGGGAAGACAGAUAAUUGUAGAAGAAAAUUUAUCGGAUGUUUAUGGGCGCAGCAGAAUCUGGAAUCCCGCCGAUGUUUUGGGUCUCUUUCAAGACGGAAAGGGUACUCGAGAUAUUCAAGGAAUUGUAUUAGACCUUGAAAAGAAGAACUUCCCUAGGGAUAAAAAGGCACGGGCAAUUGCAUGGCAACAACUUUGUCAAACACCCAAUUUUACCUCUGCAAUAACAUACUUCAGGGAGAUAUACAAGGAGCAUCAUCACCGUUAUGCAACAAAAGAUGGUGAAGUCAUACUUAAUUCUACAUCAUUUGAAUCAAUGGUGAAUCUGAGACUGUUACAGUUCAGCAAUGUGAAAUUGGAAGGACGUUUGAAACGUUUACCUGCCCAGUUAAAGUGGUUACAGUGGAGAAAAUGUUCCCUGAGAAGCCUUCCUUCUGAUUUUUUCCCAAGGGAAUUGGCGGUCCUUGAUCUCUCAGAAAGUAAAAUUGAAAGAAUCUGGGGAUGGAAAUGGUGCUGGCAUGCUCAACAGGUAAUUCUGAUGUACAUUAUCGUUUGGUUGGUCUCUCGAUUUAGUUAUUUUGGAUGA
Messenger RNA from Coffea eugenioides, 1641 nucleotides. RefSeq names its product TMV resistance protein N-like. Gene Ontology annotation, molecular function: ADP binding. The record is from RefSeq and is a predicted model, not a curated record. The transcript has a single exon. Lineage: Eukaryota; Viridiplantae; Streptophyta; Magnoliopsida; Gentianales; Rubiaceae. The coding region runs from base 1 to 1641 and encodes 546 amino acids. Gene Ontology annotation, biological process: defense response.